Molecule: messenger RNA, 1090 nt
Organism: Paramisgurnus dabryanus
Lineage: Eukaryota; Metazoa; Chordata; Actinopteri; Cypriniformes; Cobitidae
Gene: c7h3orf18
Product: chromosome 7 C3orf18 homolog
Source: RefSeq, a predicted model, not a curated record
AUUGCAGGGAAGGAGGUUGGAGAAUUCUGGAUCACAUAGCUUGGGUUUGUAGCAUCUCUGCAUUGUAGCUGCUUUUGUCUUGUAAAUUGACUAAAAUGACAUGAAAUAAUAGCAGACCUGACAAAAGGGGAGAAAAGGGAUGCGAGUUGGAUUUCUGGGACCUUGUGUGAUCACCGUAGGAAUACAGAGGUGAAAAUAUUUACAUUUCUAGCCCUGCAGCAGCUUUCCUGUUCCUGCUGAGGGACGAAGGAGGAGGGUCUAAGGAGACGAUUUCUCUGCGUUUUCCCAUUGUCUGCUUGGAAAAUCUUGGAAGGACAUCAGCUCCAGCCACAUUUCUCCAUGAAUAGAUUAUCAAGAGUCCAGCAAACAUCACAAUGACCAAAGCUUGGAGGAAGAUUAAAGUCCAUCAGGGUUGACCUCAAACCACGCUCGUCCUACAACGGCACCCUGCAAGAGCCAUGACUCUAACAACAGCCAAACCUGAUCUGUUCACCUCACCCCAAACACUGACCCCAUUCCCAACUCUCAGCACUACCCUACCCAUCACCACCUCGAUUCCCAUUCUCACGAGGUCUGUGGAAACCACAACCGGACCUGAUAACGUCACAUCCAGAACUACGUACCGUUCAAUUACGUCAUCCACCAAUGAGACGGGCCUCAACUCCACACAGCUGCCAAUGGGAUCCGUAGAAGGUGCUGGGAUGGGGAUGGUACUCGUACCCUUCGGUAUCAUCACGGUUAUUGGGCUGGCCGUCGUUGUGCUUUUGUACAUCAGGAAAAAGAAACGGUUAGAAAAACUGAGACAUCAGCUGAUGCCCAUGUAUAACUUUGAUCCAGCUGAAGAACAGGAUGAUCUUGAACAAGAGCUUUUGGAUCACGGGCGAGACGGAAGCCUGGCUGGACCAAACUCAAAAUUCUGACAUAAGGCCUUGCCGUUUGUUAUUUGUGACUCUGACCACAAGUCAAGGGACGACUCAGAAACCCAGUCGACUCGUCUUUACGGACGUGGCUGAUGCCAUCAACGCAUGACAAGACUUGGGGGUGAAAUUUUUUGGGGAUCAUAAAUAAUAUUCGAAUUGACAUUUAAAAG